Messenger RNA from Adineta ricciae, 1806 nucleotides. NCBI's taxonomy places the organism in Eukaryota, Metazoa, Rotifera, Eurotatoria, Adinetida, Adinetidae. The record is from the annotation of a GenBank genome assembly.
AUGAUGAAUAUGAAUGAUAAGAAACGAUCAUGGAAUUCGACAUUCGACAAUUCCAAUGAUAAAUAUAUUACCAAUAAAAAGUUCCAGUCAAAUUCUUCUUUGGAACAUCUUUCCAAUGAACUUAUUUAUGAAAUAUUUCAUUAUCUCGAUGCUCAUCAUAUUUAUCAAAGUUUCUUCGAGCUCAAUACGCGAUUUCAAAAUCUUUCGACACAUUCAACACAACUUACUGUUCAAAUCAAUAUGAUAUCAACGUCGAAAUUACUUUUUGAAUCUUAUUAUAAUAAUUUUAUUCUACCAAAUAAACAUCAAAUUCAAAUUUUAUAUUUACUCGAUCCAUUUGUCGCAGAAUCUUUUUCAUCAACUAUAUCACAAUGUUUUCAUUUACGUCAAUUAAAACUAUGUGAAAUACCAGUUGAGUGUCUCGAAAAUCUUCUUCAUAAUUUAGUUUCAUUGAACAAUUUAUCAUCUCUAUCUAUUCAUGUGGGUCAGGGUGCAAAUAAAUCGAAUAUUUAUCAAAGUAUAUUUCAUCUUCAAGCAUUAAAACUGUGUAAACUUCAUUUUGAAGACAAUAAUCCAGUGUGGUCAUUACCAAUGUCAUCAAAUUCAGUAGAAAGUCCCAUUGAAAAUCUAGUCAUUUAUGAUAGUUUUGCUUUGGAUAAUAUUAGUGCAAUUUUAUCAUAUAUACCUAAACUGCAGCGUUUAUCUAUCAAAUACGGACGUACGUUUGGUCUUGAAUUAUCACUGAUAUUUGCCGUUGUUUUUAACGAUCUAAAACAUAUCUCUAUCAUGGGAUCUUGUUUUACACAGCCCGACAUAGACAAAUUUAUCAAAAUUCAUUUAUUCAAUAUUAAAGUAUUACAUAUUUCAUCAACUUGUUACGGGGGAAUAUACCAAUGGGAUAAAUUUAUUCAACCAUACAUUCCACAUUUCAAACUCAAUAGUUUUACUUUUGAACACCCAUCAGAGUGUGCUCAUAUUAUGAAUCUAUAUCGUAGUAUGUAUGACGAAUAUCCAUCAACAUCGCCAGCUAUACGACAAUGGUUUUUUACUCAUGAAGUAAUGUCAGAUGAAGAUUUACAUGAGAUGCUUUGUUCUAUUCAACCAUAUCAACGCCAAUCAUUUCUAUUACUUCAUCGAUGUUGUAUGAAUUCAAAAUGUCAUGUAGAUAUGAAUUAUCGUUCUAUUCACCAUUUAAUUAUUCCUGAAAUGGUUGAAUCUUGUAAAUGUAUUCCAUACUUUCCAAAUGUCACAAAAAUGACUCUCAGUGGUGACUGUGUUGAUUCGUUUUACCUUAGCGGUGCAAGAUUAAGUUUUAUCCUUUCUUUCAAGCAGCUCACCAGUUUGGCUAUUUGCACGGUAAUGGAUGGAUUUGAUAUUAUUUUUAGUAUACUACACUACACGCCAAAUGUUCAUAGUCUUACAUUUACGUUCACAACUACGCGCUCAAAAGGAUUAUCGUCUUUUCAUAAGGGUCAAAGCUAUCAAUAUAUUGUCAAUCACAAUCAAAUUAAAACGAUUAUUUUCAAUGCACAUUAUACAAAGAAAUUGGUACAGUUUUUUAUGGAUCUUUGCCCUAGAUUACAAUAUCUCAUUUAUGGAAUGUCUGAGAAGUCUCUUGAAGCAACAUUUCAAUAUGUAUUGACAGAAACGAAUCAGACAGCAUAUAACCAAUUUUCAUUAUGCAUAUUUGAUGUCAAUGCAAACUGGAUUGAUAAAUUACAAACUAUAAUCGAAUCACAAGAAUUAAAAAAGAAUCACUUAAUUAAAACUGUAAACAAUAAAUUUUAUUUUAAAUGGUGGUAUUAA